Molecule: messenger RNA, 1122 nt
Organism: Glarea lozoyensis ATCC 20868
Lineage: Eukaryota; Fungi; Ascomycota; Leotiomycetes; Helotiales; Helotiaceae
Exons: 2
Coding region: 1-1122 (373 amino acids)
Cellular component (GO): mitochondrion
Source: RefSeq, a predicted model, not a curated record
AUGCGUCGAAUACCGAGAGUCAACAGGUCAAUUGACCUUCUUAGCAGUAAAUAUGCUUCAACCCAGUCACCGAGUGUCUGUCUAGGCUGCAGGUUUCAAGCCGCCUCCUUCUCAACAUCGCCGUCUCGACCAUCUCCAACAAGCGACGAGAAAAUCCCAAUAACAGGCAGACUUCGAAACAAGAUAUGGGGAACCACAGAACCGCCGGGAGCGAAAGAUCCAUAUGCGAAUGAUAGCCUGAAGACAGAGGAAGGAGAAACAGAACUAGUCACGGAAUCGGCUGGAAAGACUACGAAGGAGCCAAAACUUCAGGAACUACCAAAACCAAAAAAACACAAGAAGGCCAAAACAUGGGAUGAUUUAGAAAUGGUUGGGGACUUGCAAAAAAUGAGCUUGUCAGGAGCCAAGUUUAAGCCAUUUGCUCCCAGAACGGUGGUUGAGGAUUCACAUGAGCUGAUUGCCGCUCUACAUCAAGCUGUUGUGGAUGUCUUUACCUUGAAGAAUACCGGGAAACCAUACUCGGACCUUGUACGUCUGCCAAAAAAAUUGAUGCUCGAUCGUGCUCGGUCUGCCAAAAUCGUUCCUACUGAGGAUGGUGCGGCUCUGGAGUAUGAAGAACAGGGCGCCGCAGAUAAGGUCUUUGGAGAUGUCGAGGUGGAUGCGCAUCUAGAAGAUCCCGCAAGCCAAGCGGAGGUAGAAAGGAAUUUGGUCGCCAAAGAUUCGCAGAGAGCUAGAGAUCUUGUCAAAUCAUUCGAUAAAGCAUGGUUAGAUGUUCCUCUUCGCGACCUGGAUCUCAAGUUUGCUCUUUUGAAAAGGGUCUUCCGACUGACAGGCGUCAAGUUCCCGGAUUCCCAGGUGCAGAAUUUACAUACCGUUCGAUUCAUCCUUUCGAAAAUGCUGAAGAAGCCGGAGCCAACGAAGCUCGUGGGUGUUUUGACUCGAAAUGUCGAUCUAAAGGCCUUGUCAAAUGUGUCAAUUUCUCCGACGAGGAUUACAAAAACAGCCAAGUCUAAGAAACUUGGUGAACUGAAGCUUAUCAAUGCGGAGUUGGAGAGGAAGGGUUUGCCAGUGGGUGUUGUUAGGAACCAGUCAAACAAAUUCCAGAUCAGGAGUAGUCGCUGA